Messenger RNA from Cryptomeria japonica (Japanese cedar), 1514 nucleotides. Its product is annotated as (S)-ureidoglycine aminohydrolase. NCBI's taxonomy places the organism in Eukaryota, Viridiplantae, Streptophyta, Pinopsida, Cupressales, Cupressaceae. The transcript has 13 exons. Bases 257 to 1162 code for a protein of 301 amino acids. Gene Ontology annotation, molecular function: ureidoglycine aminohydrolase activity. The record is from RefSeq and is a predicted model, not a curated record.
UGGAGAACCGUACAAAAUAAAUUACUUGACAGGUCGACCUCUCAAAUUUAAGCCUCUGAAUCAGAAUCUCAACGAUGAUCGUCGAUUAAGAUUAAGAAUGCAAAGCUGAUCCCUUGCUGCGUAUUGGUAAGCAACGUUUCUAAUUGCUGUCGCGGCAGGGAUACGAGCUUGGCUCGGGCAACAUACAAGAAAAACAAAGCUAACAAUUAAAACAAAGUAACGCUUUUGAGUUCCUUUGUGACGCAUACUAGAAGCAAUGCAGGAAUUCCAGAGCUUUACCCGCAUCCUCUUCACUCCCCUAGUCGUAUGGGGGAUGGUUGUAGGUGCCUCCCAAUUAGAGGGCUUCUGUGGUGGGGGGCAAUGGGAGGACAGUAUUUAUGCCAAAGUUACCAAUCCCACUCUCUCCCCGUCCCAUCUUAAAGAUUUACCUGGUUUUACACGAAGUGUGUAUGAGAGGAAUUAUGCUCUAAUCACACCUGAGAGCCAAGUUUUCAGUGCCCUCCCUGAUUGGAUUAAUACUUCUGGAGCAUAUCUGAUUACUCCAGCUAUGGGCUCUCAUUUUGUCAUGUACCUUGCACAUAUGGAAGAGAAUGCAACCUCGGUCCUUCCACAGCAAGAUAUUGAAAGGUUUCUAUUUGUAAUUGAGGGUGAAGUAGUCCUUUCGACAGGUGCAGAUGUUAUUAAACUACCUGUUGAUUCAUUUGCAUACGCGCCACCAAAUUUAAAGCAUUCUGUGAAAAGCGAUAUCUCUGCCACUCUUGUUGUUUUCGAACGCAGAUACCAGAGAUUGAGAAAUGAGGAUCCUCAAUUUAUAACAGGUUCAACAGACAAGCAAGUACUUUUAGAAACGCCAGGAGAGGUGUUUGCCUUAAGGAAACUGCUUCCAACAACAUCUAUGUAUGAUUUUAAUAUACAUAUUAUGGAUUUUCAACCUGGAGAGUAUCUCAAUGUCAAGGAGGUGCACUACAAUCAACAUGGUUUAUUGCUUUUGGAGGGGCAAGGUUUAUAUCGCUUGGGUAAUGAUUGGCAUCCUGUGCAAGCCGGUGAUGCUGUUUGGAUGGCACCAUUUGUCCCACAAUGGUAUGCAGCACUUGGGAAGACGCGAACACGCUAUUUGUUGUACAAGGAUGUCAAUAGGAAUCCUUUGGAUUAUACAUACUAGUUUUCAUGAUGUCAUGAGUUAAAUAUUGCAGAUGAGGCUCCUUUAAUUGGCCUCAUUUUACUAUAUAUUCAGUUCAUGUGUGCAUAACGUUUACUUGGCAUUUCUUGGGGACAAUUUAUAUGCAAAUGCAAGGUUUCUGUGUUAUCUACAGAAAUUAGUUGCUUUUUAUACCCAUUGUAGUUUGAUUACAAAAAAGAUCUUUUAUGACACGGGUAUCUUUCCAUUGGGUUUGUUACAUUGGAAUGUUUACCUUUUCACUUACCAUCAAAUGGAAGAACUCGUAUCAUAAAAAUAUUAUGUUACAUGGUAGUUUUAUGCCAGCUUUAUGAUUGAAGUAAUAUCCAUCCUUCCA